This is a messenger RNA of Cryptococcus wingfieldii CBS 7118, 2508 nucleotides long. RefSeq lists its product as hypothetical. Gene Ontology annotation, molecular function: actin binding. The record is from RefSeq and is a predicted model, not a curated record. Gene Ontology annotation, biological process: actin cytoskeleton organization. NCBI's taxonomy places the organism in Eukaryota, Fungi, Basidiomycota, Tremellomycetes, Tremellales, Cryptococcaceae. The transcript is spliced from 3 exons. Bases 1 to 2508 code for a protein of 835 amino acids.
AUGGCUGCCGCCCUCCACAUGCCCAGUCCCGUCCACCGCCCCUCCAUGGACCGUACCCCCUCCCUCGACCAGGCCCGCGCCCGCUCCACCCCACCUUUCAGCUCCCCCUACGACCACCCCUCCAGCCGGCCAGGCUCAAGCGCCUCCGAAGCCUCGCCCUACAACCAGCCGUACACCAACUCGUACUUUCCCCAGCCACCGCCGCAGCAAGGACAGUACUAUCCCAACCAGGCUUGGUCCCCUUCUGGCGGCGCGUACCAGCAGCAGCAGCAGCAGCAGUACAACCAGUACGCGGGGCAGUAUCCGCAGGGGUACCAGGCUCAGCAGUCCCAGGCAGACUUUGCGGCGUGGGCGAAUGCGUAUCAGCAUAUGGUCAUGAUGGCUGGACAGCAUACCCCGUCGCCUUCCGAGUAUCCCAACGGGAACGUAUCUGAGAAGCAGGCGGGUGGAUACUUUGAGGGUGGAUACGCUGCACCGCAGGGGCAGCUUGAACAACCCAAGAACCAGGGGAAACCCCAAGCAGCCUUUCACCCGUACAAGCGCGGUCCUGCAAAGGUUACUUCAGACAAUGUCCCUCGCUCCGCAUCUAUGCCCACAAAGACCGACCCAUCCCCCUUAUCCCUCCCCCGCUCAACCUCCGCUCCGAAAGGUCUCGACGACCAACCCUACCCCAUCUCCACCCCCAGCACCCUCAACCCCCCGACCGUUCCUUCUGCCGAACCAAUACGCUCCGAGCUCGACCCGUCGGCAGCAUCCUUUGUACCACCGCCGAGGCUGAAUACGGAGAUGCGGCGCAAUUCGAAUGCGAGCGAGAGGUCGGAUCGGGAGAAUAGCCCGGUGUCGAGGGCUUCGUCGCCUGUUUCACGACCGCCUACGACGCGGGCGCCGACACCGCUCUACCCUGGGCCGAUUACGAACGCUACCAACGCCCGGCCUUCCCCUCUGUCCAACUCGACUACGGUGGAGGAGAAGCCCCAGAAGGGGUUCAAGGGCAGGUUGUUUAAAAGUGCGGAGAAGGAAGCGAAAGAGCAGAAGAAGGCGGACACGCCUGCGAAAAGGUCGUUGCCCCCUCAGGCAUUCGAGUCGCCGUCAGAAAGCUCGACGCGCUCCGGCACACCGCCCAUCACGCCGCCCCAAUCCGAACCGCUCGCAGCGCCCAACGCGCCCUUUGCGCUCAACCCCGCGGCUUCGAGCAGCGAGCUCAGCCUGGCAGAGACGGAACGGACAGCGACGAUCGGUGGGGAAGAUGGAAAGAAGGGAAAGAGGAGCAUGUUUAGGAUGAAGAAUAUGUCGACGGAUAAUAUCAGUUUGAGCUCGACUGUGUCGAGUGCGAGUAUGAUGAUAAGGAAGAUGGGGAGUAUUGGAAAGUUGGCGAGGAGGAACAGCUUGAUGGGUAUCUCGAGGAUCUUCAAAGACAAGCCGAAAGACGAGGACGCCGCGCUCCCCGCCAAGGAAGCGAAAAAGAUCAAGAAGGAAAAGAAGAAGGGCAAAGGCAAGAGCGAAGCUGCGCCAGCUUCUGUCAGCCACGCUACCGCCGAACACGAUCGGAUUGUUGGAGAAGAAGACGACCGUACCCUCGCGGGCCUUUCGCCAGCUGCCAAGCUCGCGAGGCAGCAUACCCUCAAGUCGAGGGCUGAAGCGCAGACGAGACAGCAGAACGGCCUACCGCCUUUGGAAAAUAUUCCUGAACCGGGGGCGAUGCCUUCGUUCGCUAACGUCGCUGCUGCCGUGCCCAACGGCGGGCCUGAAGUCGUACACGUCCAGCCAAGACAGACGCCUACGGUUGUGCAUGCUGUGGCGGUGACGGAGCACGAGUAUGAUAGCGAGGAUGAUACGUCGGAUGAAGGAGAUACGGUGGAGGAUCUGACGAUGACGAUGGGGAGGACGAGGUUUUCGGAUGAGGCGGAUGCAGAGUUUAAGGCGACGUGGGGUAAUGCGUAUAUCGAUAAGAAUGCGGUGCCCAAAAAGAGUAUCUUGAAGAGUGUCCCCUCGCAUGCGUCGAUGGAAGAGGCCAAGGGUCGCCCCCGGUCGAACUCGGCGCAACAAGGCGCACAGCAAGCUCCCGGGCCUCUGGCUCAACUUCCCACCGCCGACCCGGCCAGGCUGGACGGUAUGGAGACUCUGACCUCUACCCCGGACGACAUCUACGACCCCCUCUCCUCUUCCUUCUCUCCCUUCGACCAGCCCGCUCCCAACACCUCCAUCUACUCCAUCCCCUCCCAAAACACCUCUGCCCCCACACUAUCCCUCCUCGGCACGUCCGACCGCCCAGCGCCCCAGCCAAGGAGCAUGACAGUCCCUGCCAAGCGCCGGCUACUCUGGGCACCGGAAUGUGCAGUGUACACGACGUAUGACCCGUCGACUUAUGAUAGGAGGAGCGAGCCGGCGACGUGUAAUCGGUUGACGCCCGAGCUGGCCAUGUCGAUCAAGCAGGAGCUGAACGCGUUCAAGUUGGAGAUGCCGGUCCAUCCCGAGAGUAGGGUGUAUACUCAUUACUUUGCUUGGUGA